Molecule: messenger RNA, 1143 nt
Organism: Thermochaetoides thermophila DSM 1495
Lineage: Eukaryota; Fungi; Ascomycota; Sordariomycetes; Sordariales; Chaetomiaceae
Product: 2-dehydropantoate 2-reductase-like protein
Exons: 2
Coding region: 1-1143 (380 amino acids)
Biological process (GO): pantothenate biosynthetic process
Cellular component (GO): mitochondrion; cytoplasm
Molecular function (GO): 2-dehydropantoate 2-reductase activity; NADP binding
Source: RefSeq, a predicted model, not a curated record
AUGCCCUCCAAACCACACGUCCACAUCCUCGGGCUGGGUAACAUAGCUCGUUAUCUAGCCUUUGAGCUCCUCUCAACAAUCAGCAAGCCUGGUAUCUCCCCUCGGAACCUCCAUCCCCCGCGUCUCACCCUGCUCACCCACCGCCCAGAGGAUGUAGCCGCUUUUGAGAAGCGCGCGCUGCGCUCCAUCUGGUGUCAUGUCUUACAUGAUGAGGCCGAGGGCGAGUUUCAAGUGAUGGGAAGGACCCAUCCUAAGGGGGAGAUUAGCGUGCAGUUCGUAGGGGAUGAGAGUGCGAAGGGGGAGAUGAUUACUUAUCUGGUGGUUGCCACGAAGGCGCAUCAAACUAUUGAGGCGUUGAGGGCAGUGAGAGAUAGGAUUGGGCGGAGCGCGAGGGUGUUGUUUUUGCAAAACGGGAUGGGCAUCCCCUCCCUCGUCAGCGCCAUCCUCUUCCCCGACCCCUCUACGCGCCCAACCUACCUCGCAGGCGUCUGCACAGCCGGCAUAAAGCCCACAGUGCCCCCCUACCCCUUCUCCUUCCACCUCGCCGGCCAAGGCGACCUCAUCUUUGGCAUCGUCCCCGACCCCGAUGACCCCCUCCCUCGUUCUCGCACACCAUCCUUUCUCGAAGAGCAUCUCCCCCGCUUGCCCCACCUCAACGCCUCUCUUGUGUCGCCCCAGGAGCUGCUGAAGGCUCAGCUGAGGAAAUUGAUUGUGAAUGCGACGAUUAACCCCCUUACUGCCUUGUUAAGAUGUCGGAAUGGUGAGGUAUUUGGCACUCCUGCCCGGAAAAUGGUUCUUGAGGCGCUGGUUGCUGAGGCGGGACCUGUCAUUCGCUCUUUGUUGGAAGGUUCGGGCAUCAGAAAAGCUGAAAUUGAAAACGAGUUCUCGGAUGAAGAGCUGAGGAAUGCUGCGGUUAAGGUCGCAGAGGCGACGGCGGCGAAUGAGAGCUCUAUGUUGCAGGAUGUUAAGCAGAAAAGGGAGACGGAGGUCCGGUGGAUUAAUGGAUGGGUUGUUGAGGAGGGUAAGAAGAGGGGGAUGGAGUGUCGCUGGCAUGAGGAGGUUGUUAGCUUGGUUGAGAACAGGGGACAGGGGGAGAGGAGGCUGUUGGGGGAGGUACUUGAGGGGCGGGGAAACGAUGACUGA